AUGGAAGAAGUGGCCUAUAUGCUUGUGAAUAAUGCAAAUGAUCAAAGGUAUUGCGAAAAGCUGCUCAACGAUUUCUCUUCAAGGAUCUGGUACCGAUCUGAGAAGGACAUGAAAACCAAAGCAUUAUUGUACUAUUUUCUAACCAAGGCAAGCAACUCAAUGUUCCGCAGACUUUUUCAUGUUAAUCGGGAGACGAUUCCGCGGAUUUGCAGGGAGAUCAAGAGUACAAAGACGUUCACAUUAUCGACUCUAAUCAAUAAUAAGGAUGAAGCGAUAACCGAAUUUGUUUGCUUCUCAGUGCUCUAUAUAAACUCGUGUCUGUCGCUGAGGAGCUGCUCCCAAUUCUGUGGCAUUUCUUCUUCGUUCGAAGAGAUAUACAUCAAUCUCUUUAACAAGAUGAUGAACGAAGUUCGAGACAAAGUGAUUUGCUUUCCUGCUCUGAACUAUCAAAAUUUGCUCCGGGUGAAUUCAAAGCGCUUCUUCCCUGGCGCUGUGGGUGUUGUGGAUACAGUCUUCGUCCCGAAGCUGCUCUCCGCGGAGGAAUCUUAUUCCAGCUCCUCCGAAGAGCCAGCGCAGCCAGGGAUCAAGCUUCUCAUCGUGAUCGGUCGUGAUGGUCGCUUUUUUAACAUCCACAUCAGUGAAAACGGCAACCAAAGCAACUGUAAAAUCUUCAAUGAAUCGGCUCUGGGCUACACGCUUCGCUUCCACAAACGCACUGUUCUGAACCGCGGUUCCUUUCUCAUUGCGGAUCGCUCGUACCCCGAGCUUCCCUACCUUCAAAUUCCAUUUUCUUGUACCGAGAUCAAGAACAGUCGCCAUCCAUCGACCCUUUCAAACUACAAUUACUGGCACCACAAAGCUCGCUUCAUCGCGGAGCGGAGCAUCCAGCGAUGGCUGUAUCGGUCGCCUCGCUGUCGCUUCGGGCUGCCGUUCUCUUCGUCUCGCUCGUGCAUUCUGUUCGUGAUUUCGUCGCUGGUUCUGAAUCAGAUGUGUCAGUCGCUGGGCGACGAGUGGGUGGAUAACGAUGCAGACAUUCAAUGCGUCGUGAUUGCGAGUUUGGAUGGGCGCGAAGUGGAGGGGGUGAACGAGGAGUGUUACAAGAUCUACGAUGUGAAGGACGGCACACCGAGCUUCGAGAACGAUUAUUAUGAUCUAAAUAUGGUUUCUGUGACGCACGAAAAUGCGGAAGUAGUUGACGAAUCGCUGGCGAACAGCACGUAUGAGCGGCUGAAGGUGGUUGCUCGGAAAAGACGCGACUUUCUUGUGGAGCUGGUGAAUCAGUUCCACAACCGUUCUGUCGUUUUUUUUGACGAUUUGUGUGUUUGA
This is a messenger RNA of Blastocystis hominis, 1326 nucleotides long. RefSeq lists its product as hypothetical. The transcript has 2 exons. The record is from RefSeq and is a predicted model, not a curated record. Lineage: Eukaryota; Bigyra; Opalinata; Blastocystidae. The coding region runs from base 1 to 1326 and encodes 441 amino acids.